Molecule: messenger RNA, 651 nt
Organism: Cylindrotheca closterium
Lineage: Eukaryota; Bacillariophyta; Bacillariophyceae; Bacillariales; Bacillariaceae
Source: the annotation of a GenBank genome assembly
AUGCAAGACGCCAAGCUUACUCAGAUGCUCUUGACCACCAUGGUCACCAGCAAUAACAUUAACUAUGCCAUGACUGCCUUUUACAACAACAACAACAACAACAACAACAUCGCAAGUCCUUCUAAUGGAACUACUAGCCAAGAACAACAUGCCGCCAUUACGAUUGGAGCAAUCAAAGGAACUUUAUUUGGUUUCCUCAUCAUAUUGAUCAUCUCCUUGUUACUCACAAUAUGGCGCCGCCAACAACGAAACGGCAAAGAUUAUUCUGAUCACUAUCAUCAUCAUGACGAGGACUAUGCCAGCCUCGAAUCCAUUUCUCAUGAUGAUGACGACGAAUCACAGCAUACCUUUACUGUUUCACCAACACGGUAUCAUCAUCAUCUAGGAAAGAACGGAGGAAUGGAGAUGGAUUCCAUUGGUGGCUAUUGGGAGGAGGGAGACCACCACCACCAACACAACCACCACUCGUCAUCAACCACCAAACAUAGCCUCCGACUCGCACUCAAGAAACAUCAAGGCUUGGGCUCCGGAUGGGAAGACUCGGGGGAACGAUAUAGUUACCGAGUGGCCUGCAAACACGAUGAUGAUGAUCAUGAUCAUGAUCAUGUGGAUAUUCAUUAUGAAUCCAAAGUGUGCGACCGCAAUCGGUAG